This is a messenger RNA of Meyerozyma guilliermondii ATCC 6260, 1446 nucleotides long. Its product is annotated as asparagine--tRNA ligase. Gene Ontology annotation, molecular function: ATP binding; asparagine-tRNA ligase activity. The transcript has a single exon. Bases 1 to 1446 code for a protein of 481 amino acids. Gene Ontology annotation, cellular component: mitochondrion. Gene Ontology annotation, biological process: asparaginyl-tRNA aminoacylation. The record is from RefSeq and is a predicted model, not a curated record. NCBI's taxonomy places the organism in Eukaryota, Fungi, Ascomycota, Pichiomycetes, Serinales, Debaryomycetaceae.
AUGUUUUGUGGUAUUUCUCGCCGAGCAUGGCGAACGUACCUGUCCAGCGCACUCUCCUCGCUGAGUACUACCAUACCGCCAACUAUCAAGCAUCUAUUAUCAUUUCCACCUUCUGUGGAUAGUUUAGUAAAAACGCAGGGCCAUGUAAAGGCUGUUCGGUCGUUUAAAAAUCUUCAUUUUGUGGACCUUUCCGACGGGUCUACGCACUCCACGUUGAAUGUGGUGCUCAAUGGUGACACCAAUAUCAACUUUAAAGUGGGACAAAGCGUUUCGUUUGUAGGAAAAUGGGUAGAGUCCAAAGGCAGUCAGGACUAUGAACUCUUAUACGAUUCUACGGAGAAUGAGCACAAAGCAGCUGUUAUAGGUGAAGUUCCUGAACUGUAUCCCAUCCAGAAAAAGUCACUGUCGUAUCAGUUUCUUCGAACACUUCCUACAUUGAGACAUCGAACAUCAUCAUUGGCAUCAGUUCUUCGACUUCGAUCCUUCUUGGAAGGUCUGUUCCAGCGGUUUUUCGAGCAAAACGACGUUAUAAAGGUCCUGGCACCGCUAAUUACAAGCUCUGACUGCGAAGGAGCGGGCGAACAGUUUAUUGUUGAGGCAAAAGAUUCCAAACCAGAGAAUCCAUUUUUUGGAAAACCAGCGUAUUUGACUGUAUCGACUCAAUUGCACCUUGAGGUUCUUUCUCAGUCAUUGAAUCGGGUGUGGGCAUUGACCCCAUGCUUUCGGGCCGAGGAGUCCCAUACCAACCGUCAUUUAAGUGAGUUCUGGAUGUUGGAAGCAGAAUUAUCGUACAUUGAAUCAGUCCACCAAAUUUGUGAUUUUACCGAGAAUAUGAUCCGCUACGUUACACAGGAUGUGGUCCAGAGUAUUGCGAAUGACUUGGCUCAGUCCCGCUACAAUAAAGACGAACGACAAGCCAUGGAGGCCAACUGGAAGACGAUACUACAGAGCGAGCCUUGGCCCAGAAUCACCUAUACUGAAGCUAUCGAAAUCAUCAAUAAAAUCAAAAACAAAGGACGACUGAAGGGCAGGCUUACGUGGGGAGACUCAAUACAAACAGAGCACGAAAAAUGGCUCGCUGAAACCCAUUUUAAGUCGCCAGUAUUUAUCACUGAUUAUCCGAAAGCUCAGAAACCAUUCUACAUGCCCGAAUCUGAAAACCAAAAUUCUACUGUUGCGUGCUUCGACCUCAUAAUUCCUGGCAUAGGAGAGCUUGUGGGAGGCUCGGUAAGAGAGCACAACUACGAGAAACUAUUACAAGAGCUCAAAAAUCGCAACAUGUCCAUCGAAGAUAAUGAAUGGUACUUGUCAAUUCGUGAAAACGGAACCGUUCCCCAUGGAGGUUUUGGCAUGGGUAUGGAAAGACUAGUGGCAUUUCUUUCUGGAAUGGCCAGUAUCAAGGACGUUAUAGCGUUUCCCAGAACCCCGGGAUCAUGUUCCUGCUAG